UAUUAAAUAUUAUAUAUAUGAUCUAACAAGCUUGAUGUAAUUACACUUUAGUAUUUAUAAGUAAUAAUAUAUUACACACUUUCACACACGUGUAUAAAAAUAAAAAAAUAUCAUUCAUUAUUGGACAAGAUAAAAAGAAAGAAAAAAGAAAUGUAUUUUCAAUAACGAUUGAUCGCUUUGUGUGCAAUAUUAAAAAUAAUGAAGUAAAAUAUAAAAGAUGCCUCUUAAACAAAUUGCAUAUGUAAAUAAAUAGACAAAAAUAGAAAUAUCUUAAUUAUUGUCAUUGGUACUCUUGCUAUUAUUGUUAUAUAUACAUAUAUAUAUAUAUAUAUAUGAAAGGAAAUAUUUUUACUAUCUCAUCGAAUUUCAAAUACAGACACAUACACGUUCACACAUACGUAUAUAAGAAAGAAAAAUAAUUUUAAAAAACCAAAUUUGGAAUCUUAUAAAUAUUAAGCCAUAUAAAGAAAAAAAAAACUUUGACUUCUGGUAUAUUUCACGUGGUUGAUGCAUGAAUUAUUUUUUUAAGAAAUGUUGGAAUAAAUCAUUUAUCCUAAACAAUCGCAGUUCCAUCUUUUGUAUGAUCCAAAGAAAUUGUUUUUGUACUCUUUGAUUAAUUGGAAACAUUGAUUUCAUUUUUAUAUGAAAAUUUAGACGAAAUCAAUAUUAAAUCGAGAUUGUAAAUUAGAUGAAGAAAUUGAAUGUUUUAAUUGUAAUUUUUCGGAAAAAUAUGUUGAUGACAAAAUGAAUAAACAAAUAAGAGAUAGGAUCCAUUGACAUAGAAACAUUAGAAAUCUUUGACAAGGAAAAUAAUAAAAUAAUAAAUAAAAAAUAAAUAAAAGGUAUAUGUGUUAUUGUAAAAAAUGGUGUUUGACGAGCGUGGAAUGAGAUGUAAUAUAAUAUCUCAUCAUUUCAUGGACCGCGAGUGGAUGAUCGAUCGAGCCCUGCGCGUUUGAGGGAUGCUGGCCAUAUUCCCCAAUCUUCCAUCCAAUCCCAGUAGUGAACAACCCUCCCUUGUUCAAUGCGACGAUUAAGGGUUCGUGAUUAGGAACUGGAGGAUCACCCAUAGACCGCCAUGUUCUCCUUGUGUUCCUCGUAGUUUAGUCUAAUCAUUUUCUAAUCAUUUUUAUUCAUAUUCUUAUUCUAUUAAAUGGAUUAUUAUUCUCCAAUUCCGGAUCAAUUUUUAUAUUAGUUUCCCUGACAAUCCUAAGGUUUUCCUUAUUCAACGAGAAGAAGAAGAAGAAGAAGAAGAAGAUCAGUAGAGUCUCUUCCCCAGGAAGAAGGUUCGAUCUUCUAUUUUAAUUUCAUCUGUGAAAGAAAAGAUAUAAUUCGAUUUUAUUCGAAAGAAAAUCUUUCAACAAGAUGACUAGUUUCAAAGGAUUUUAUAUACCAUCGUUUGGGGCGACAGUUAACGUUGCUUGGGAAACAUUAAAAGCUAAAUGGCCAGAAAAUAGUCCGUGUAUGGAAUUAAUUCGUGGUACAGGCAUGGCUGGUCAAGGUGAUCCUCAAGCUCGUACAGGUGAAUUUAAAUCAUUCGGAGAAGGUGAAGAUAAUACCGAGAUGACAAUGAUGAAUGGUGAACAAGCACAAAGAGAACAGAACAACGUUGCUGUUGCUGAAGAUUCAUUUAGUUAUCAGAGAAAUGGAGACAAAGGCAGAACAGGAAGUUUAAGCAGUGGAGAGUUCAGCGAAUAUGACGAAGGUGGUGGAGAAUUCGGUGGACCUGGUGUGAAGAUUAAUGAGUGGCAAGCAGCAUGGAAUGUUACCAAUGCCAUUCAGGGUAUGUUCAUCGUAUCUCUACCAUUUGCAGUACUGCGAGGUGGUUAUUGGGCAAUUGCAGCUAUGGUCGGUAUUGCACAUAUUUGCUGUUACACCGGUAAGAUUCUCGUUGAGUGUUUGUAUGAGUUAGAUACAGUAACAGGGCAACGUGUCAGAGUACGAGAUUCCUAUGUAGCCAUUGCUAAAGAAUGUUUCGGCCCAAGAUGGGGUGCAAGAGCAGUCAACAUUGCACAAAUAAUAGAAUUGUUGAUGACCUGCAUCUUAUAUGUUGUUGUUUGUGGUGAUUUAAUGAUUGGCUCUUUUCCCGAAGGUGCUAUCGAUACAAGAAGUUGGAUGAUGCUGAUAGGCAUAUUUUUACUUCCACUUGGGUUUCUUAAAUCAUUGCAACACGUUUCUAUGCUCAGCUUUUGGUGUACAAUGUCUCAUCUUUUCAUUAAUUUCAUUAUCGUCGGUUAUUGUAUCUUGGAGAUAGGUGAUUGGGGAUGGUCCAAAGUUAAAUGGACUAUUGACAUGAAAAACUUUCCAAUCUCGCUUGGUGUAAUUGUAUUCAGUUACACCUCUCAAAUCUUUCUACCUACGUUAGAAGGAAAUCUGAUAGAUCGUUCCAAAUUCGAUUGGAUGUUAAACUGGAGUCAUAUAGCUGCUGCAGCCUUUAAAUCUCUCUUCGGAUGGAUUUGCUUUUUGACUUUUCAGAAUGAUACGCAACAGGUGAUAACGAAUAAUCUUCACUCGGCUGGAUUCAAAGGCUUGGUCAAUUUUUGUCUAGUAAUCAAAGCUGUAUUGUCUUAUCCUCUGCCAUAUUAUGCUGCCUGUGAACUCCUCGAAAGAGCAUUUUUCAGAGGUCGACCGAAAACUAUUUUUCCUACAAUUUGGACAGUCGAUCGAGAGCUCAAAGUUUGGGGUUUAGCAUGGAGAGUCGGUGUAAUUGUCUUUACCAUUCUCAUGGCUAUAUUCAUACCACAUUUCAGUAUUCUCAUGGGUUUCAUUGGCUCCUUCACUGGGACCAUGUUGUCUUUCAUAUGGCCUUGCUACUUUCAUCUGAAACUUAAAAGAAAUUCUAUGGAAUGGAGUGCAGUGGCCUAUGAUUGUUUUGUCAUCUUUUUAGGUAUACUCUUUGGAGUUAUCGGUGUAUAUGAUUCUGGCACUGCUUUAAUCGAUGCCUUUGAAAUUGGUUUACCUUUUUAAAUGUUUCCUAUUAUUAUUUCUAUUUU
Polistes dominula (European paper wasp) is the source of this 2990-nucleotide messenger RNA. RefSeq names its product vesicular GABA transporter (gene VGAT). Lineage: Eukaryota; Metazoa; Arthropoda; Insecta; Hymenoptera; Vespidae. Gene Ontology annotation, biological process: amino acid transmembrane transport. Gene Ontology annotation, cellular component: vacuolar membrane. The record is from RefSeq and is a predicted model, not a curated record. Gene Ontology annotation, molecular function: L-amino acid transmembrane transporter activity.